AUGUUCCUCCCCAGACUCCUGGCGACGCUGUUGGCUCUCCCCGCGUUGGUUGUCAGCGCUGCCGACGAUAACAGCUGCACGUUCGGCCCCUCGGAAAACUGCGGGAUCGACUCGCUAACUGUGUCCACAAGCGAUGGCAGCGCCCUCAUUUACCCCGGAGGAGACACUCGCUGCGCCUUCGAUGAAUACAAGGACAACACGACGACGUUUGAGUCGAUCUCCACGUACUUCUUCCAGGUAUUCCCUAACGAGAAGAAGGACAAGUCCAAGGUUCUUCUCUACUUCCAGGGUGGCGGCGCCUGCGUCGACAAGUUCACAUGCAACUUUGCGCUGCAGUGCCAGCUCGGUGCCAGCCCUCUUGUCAAGCCGAACGCGAGGGUUGACAACAGCGGCAUCAUGGCUCGCGGCUCUGCUGGUAAUCCUUUCAACGACUGGAACAUUGUCUUCCUCCCGUACUGCACGGGCGACCUUUUCGUCGGCAACACGGAAAUCGAGGCCUCCGAAAGCCCGUACAACCAAGCUCUCGGCAACAAGCAGUGCCUCGGACAGAACCGCAGCAUGCACCUCAACGGCUACAACAAUGCCAAGGCCGUGCUGGACUGGGCUCUUGAGAACUUUCCCAACCCGGAGCAGCUAGUUCUCGGUGGCUACAGCGCCGGAUCACUCGGUGCGCAGCUUUGGUCGGCCAAGGUCGCCAAAAUGUGGGAGGUCGAGCAAAAGGGGACAAAGUUUCAGGUGCUGGCCGACAGCUACGUUGGUGUGUUCCCUGAGCACAAGACGACCGCAAGCUCGCUUGUCAACUACUACGGUGGCUGCGACGUGGACCUCAGCUUCCCUGCGCCACUGGCGGAGAAAUGCAAGGCGAAAACGGCCACGGCCACGGAAAUGGUCGAUGCGCUGAUCCAAGAGGCCCCCAAGAGCGAGUGGUUGUUCAUCGACAGCACCGGAGACGCCACACAGCGCAAGUUUUACGAGCUGGCGCGACUGGGCAUCGCAGGCUACCCGUUCACGACGCUGCUGGACGCGGGCGAGUUCUACGGCAACCUGACGCAGAUAAUCGACUCGCACGCGAAGCUGACGAGUGUGACGCGGUUCAACAUCGACAGCGAGCAGCACGUGUGGCUCAAGUCGGAGGGCUACGCGACUGCCAAGAGUGUGGACGGCGCCGUGCUGGGCGACGUGCUCUCAAGCUGGCUGCAGGGAUCGGCAGCAGCGAACAACGCGACCACUCCGAACGUCGGGACAGUGGCGCCUACGGUGGGCGGCCAGUAA
Molecule: messenger RNA, 1272 nt
Organism: Phytophthora sojae
Lineage: Eukaryota; Oomycota; Peronosporomycetes; Peronosporales; Peronosporaceae
Exons: 1
Coding region: 1-1272 (423 amino acids)
Molecular function (GO): hydrolase activity
Source: RefSeq, a predicted model, not a curated record